Molecule: messenger RNA, 438 nt
Organism: Belonocnema kinseyi
Lineage: Eukaryota; Metazoa; Arthropoda; Insecta; Hymenoptera; Cynipidae
Gene: RpL37A
Product: 60S ribosomal protein L37a
Exons: 3
Coding region: 118-396 (92 amino acids)
Biological process (GO): translation
Cellular component (GO): ribosome
Molecular function (GO): structural constituent of ribosome
Source: RefSeq, a predicted model, not a curated record
AAUGUCCAUUUCAAUUUGAAUUCAAAUGAAAGGAAGUCAUGCAGCGCCAUCUUCAACAUCUCAGGAAUCCACUUUAUUUUCCGGUUUCUUUUGACUUUUGUAUUCUACCAAUACAAGAUGGCCAAGCGUACGAAGAAGGUAGGAAUCACCGGGAAGUACGGUACCCGAUAUGGUGCCUCCCUCAGGAAAAUGGUCAAGAAGAUGGAAAUUACCCAACACAGCAAGUACACCUGCACCUUCUGCGGAAAGGAGGCAAUGAAGCGCAGUGUAGUUGGGAUUUGGUCUUGCAAACGUUGCAAAAGGACAGUCGCAGGUGGUGCCUGGGUUUAUUCCACGACGACCGCCGCCUCUGUCAGGUCAGCAGUUCGUCGUCUUCGUGAAGUGAAAGACCAGUAAAUCUAUUUAAUAUAAAUAAAAAAAAAAGUUUUACAAAACCAA